UGAUAUAUUGGCCUAUUUUAAAAAAAAUAGGAAGAGGGAGAUAGAAGAAGCCUUAAAAAAAUUUAAAAUCAAAAGGUUGAGAGAAGGUCAAAGGGAAGCGAUGGAAGAAAUACUAAAUGGGAAAGAUACUUUCUUGAUCAUGUCCACUGGUACUGGCAAGAGUUUGUGCUAUCAAUUGCCAGCAUUGAUAACAAAGGGGCUGACAGUAGUGGUAUCACCACUACUGUCAUUAAUGCUUGAUCAAGUAAAAAAUUUAAAAGAACUCAACAUAAAUGUAUUAUAUUUAUAUGGUGACCAAAAUGAUAGUGAAAAGCAAGAUGAUUUUAUAGAACUAAAAAAAUCCAUGCUAGCUUUCAGGAUUCUGUAUUUGACACCUGAAAUGCUAAAUCAAAAUCCUGCAGUUGUCUCAAUAGUAGAAAAUUUGCACCAAAGGGAUCAAUUAACAAGGUUUGUUAUUGAUGAAGCUCAUUGUGUUAGUGAAUGGGGACAUGAUUUUAGACCAGCCUACAAAGAAAUAGGCAAAUUAAAAAAAGAAUAUCAAGAUAUUCCUAUUGUUGCUCUAACUGCAACAGCAAAUCUUGAAAUAAGAUCUGAUGUGAUGAACAUUUUAGAAAUUCAUGUAUGUAAGAAAGAUAAUAAAACAUCAGAAAACCUUGUGGAUUUCAUUAAAGACUAUAGAGGUGAAUCAGGUAUCAUCUAUUGCACAUUUAAAAAAGAUUGUGAAGAAGUAGCACAGUAUCUACAAAGAUCUGAGAUUUCUGCAGAGUACUAUCAUGCAGGAAUAGAUAAACCUGAUAUUAGGUUUAUCAUUCAUUAUACAAUCCCACAUUCUAUUUCAUGGUACUACCAAGAGACUGGAAGGGAAGGCAGAGAUGGAAACCUUGCCAAAUGCAUCUUGUUUUAUGCUGUUGAUGAUUAUGAAUUGUUAAAAAGAUUGAUACUUUAUGGAAACAAAACUCAUGAACAAAAAACAUCAUCACUACUAGAUCAAACAGCGUCAUCAUCAACAUCAUCUGAUCCAAUAACAUUGUUGACAUCAACAAUUCCUGAUUCAUCAUCUAAUGACAAUGAAAAUAUCAAAAGAUAUUUUGAAGAAUGA
This is a messenger RNA of Entrophospora candida, 1099 nucleotides long. NCBI's taxonomy places the organism in Eukaryota, Fungi, Glomeromycota, Glomeromycetes, Entrophosporales, Entrophosporaceae. The record is from the annotation of a GenBank genome assembly.